AUGGACCUCAUGUCAGGAACCUUCAUCGUUGAACUGCUCAAGGUGCAGCACACCAACUUCGCCAACACGUACAAGGCGCACGGCGCCGCAGUCGAGACCUUCUGGCGUUCCCUUGAUUCCCGGCAACGAGCCAAAUGCCUCCUCCAAGUCGAGCAACAAGUCGAGCAGCAAGGCAGUGGGGAGCUCGCGGGCGGCACUCAGACAACCGGCUUCGGGAAAUUGCUGCCUGAGAGCGAUAACCGUUUCCUGGAUGGCGAUAGAUACGGAGAGGUCGUUAUCGUUCCGCCUGGCACUGAAGAAGCCGAGACCUUGACCGCCCUCGGCCCAACCGUCAACUUUGCCCCUUGGUCGAUUGGCAACUUGAUUCUGCUGAAGCAGCUUAGCCUGUUGCAGACGCUCAAAGCCAUUUUCAACAAUCUUCUGCAUGAGUCUUCACGACCCACAUAUGGACAGCAGCUCUCCCAAAGCCCCGACAAGGCGGCGAGUGCUAUUCCAUCUGAACCGACAAUCCAAGCUCCUCCUGCCAAGAUGUCUCUGUCAAGCCUGGUGGCCUUUGCUCGCGACCAAAGAGACUCGCUUGGCGAGAACUUGGACUUAUUCUGCACGGAGCCUCUUGUGCUCGCCUAUUAUGUCAACGCCUGCCUCCGUUGCCAGCCGAAGGCUGUCGCUGACGGGCAAAGCCAUCCGGAGUCCGCCAAGACCGAUGCCGACAUCUGUGCUGCUUUUUAUCGGGCAGUCCACAUUGCCAAUCGAAGCGCUGCCAUUUGGAACUACAUCACACAUCUACUCGAGCUGCUCGAAAGUUGCACUGCGGAUGAGGCCUUCCGGGGAACCCUUCUACAAGAAAUAUCCAACGCCUGUCAUGUCGAAUACAGCCGUGCGCAGGCUCUCGUCCGGCAGUACAUCCAGACGACCAUCGGAGUGCACUGCUUCGAGACAGCGUCCAAGGCUUAUGAUGAAGCGGGCAACCCACGUAUCAGCAUGAGAGGCAAACCCGAAGACUUGGCCCCGUUUGACUCACAGCUCCGCUGCAUACUGCGUCUCUGCCAGCCUGAGACCAAUGCAUCCAAGGCCGCCCAGUGGAAAGACGAGCUGGUUGCCCUUCAUCAAGCUCACCGCUCGGAGCGAGAGAGAUUAAGCAUGAGGGAAUCUGAGGCGCUCUGGGGCCUUUUCGCCAUCAUCCAGCUCAUCCAGGAUUUAUCAUCGACGAUCUCAAUGCCCUCCUUCUCUCGCAGGAAGAGACGAGCAUUCGUCUCAAAGUCACGAAAGCUAGAAGUUGAGCUGGACCAAAUCGGAAAGCAGAUCAAACCGCGAGAGACGCUGCUCCUCUUGAACAAACUUCGCGAGACCACAGCGUCUGUACAGGCUUUGGUAAAGCUCGACGAAAUAGUCGCCGAGAAGGCUGGCGCCAAGAUGAGCCUUCUCUACCAGAAUCUGGUCGAUGAAUGCCUUUCUAAUAUCCGAAAACAGCACCUGCAGGCAGAGUCUGAAGCUAAGCAGGAGAACGAAGCCGAAUGGGUACCGUUUCCAGCAUCCGCUCAGCAGUCACCCAAGAGGCAAAUCGAGCCCCAGAGACGGAGACAGAAGACGAAAACGCGCCCAGCGCAUUCAUCCGCCUUGGGAACUGCGCCGCCUGCGGAGCCCCCCGUUCCGCAGCCAGCCGCCGCGGCGCCACAGACCCUUACCGUAAGCCUAUCGACCGCUGCAGUUUUUCUCACACUGUUUAAAAAGUCGCAGGCUCGAGGCUCGGUGAGCUGGGUGGCAUUCGAAGCGGCCAUGGUAGACGUGGGAUUCUCUAUCGAGCCCAACUGCGGUUCAAUCUACGUCUUCACGCCUCCCAAGAUCCUGGCCGUGCAGAGGCCGUUUUCUUUUCACCGACCGCACGAUUCCCAUCUCGAACGACCCAUGCUCCACGUCCUUACUCGGCGAUUGAAGAGGGUCUAUGAUUGGAACAAAGAUACGUUCAAGACGGCCUGA
Messenger RNA from Hirsutella rhossiliensis, 1977 nucleotides. RefSeq names its product ipa protein. Lineage: Eukaryota; Fungi; Ascomycota; Sordariomycetes; Hypocreales; Ophiocordycipitaceae. The record is from RefSeq and is a predicted model, not a curated record. The coding region runs from base 1 to 1977 and encodes 658 amino acids. The transcript is spliced from 2 exons.